AUGAUGCAAACCGGGCCCGGAUGUGCGGAGGCGCUCUGCGACCGGGGCCUCUUCCGGGCCGCCUCUGCACUGCAGAUCCUGGGCGGCCUCGGGGAGGUCUUCGCCGAGGGGCUUACUGGCAUAAUUGGUGCUGCCGAGGCACCGAGUGAGGUUGAUGCCAGUGCAGGCGAUGGCGCCUUUGGCGGCACGGAGUGCGUCAGCCAUGUGGAGGUGUUCAUUAGCCACACCUGGAGCUCCGCACGAUGGCCCAAGUACCUAAGCAUGUGCUACUUUCUCAACGUGACCCUGGCCGUGAAGGCGGCCUGGGGGAGCUACGCGCUGGGCGUCGGCGUCCUUCUCAUCCUUGAGGCGACCGUGUCGCUGUGGGCUCCCUCAGACCAGGCCGAGGCGAACGUGAAAGCGCACCUUUGCGACCGGAAGUACCUCUUUCUUUUCUUCACGGAGCUUCCGGUCCUGGUGUUCUUCGUGUUCUUCUUCUUUGGCCAGCACAUAUCUGCAAGCUGCUGGGCACCAUCCCUCUGGCUUGACAAGCUCUGCGUCCACCAGACGAACCAGAGCCUCAAGGCGCAGCAGGUAGCAGCGCUGCCUGUCUUCGUGGCCCGGUCCGCAAGGAUGCUGGUCUUGUGGGACGACACUUACUUCGAGAGGUUGUGGUGCAACAUGGAGAUGGCCACCUUCGCGAAGUACGCGGCGAGCCCGGAGAAGAUGGAGUUCCUCCCGCUGUGGCUUGCUCCAUGGCUGCUGUCUUCCAUAUUGCUGGAUUUGCUUGGCGUCACCUUCGUUUGCUCCUUUCAGAAGCUGAACACCUUCCAGAACGAAGCACAAGUGCAGGAUCUGGCGCACAUGGGAGCGGCGUUUUUCGGCGGCUCGCCGCACGUCCGCCAGUUCAUCCACAUGUUCUUCGAGGUCUUCCCAAACUUCUUGUGCUACCUCCCAGUGGCUCUACCCACGAUGCUCUCGUUCAAGCGGAAGAUCCAAGGGCACCGGCUGAUGCUGGAGCAGAUGGCCAGCUUUGACUUGAAGAAGGCCAAGUGCUCCGUGGAAGCUGACCGGCCCUUGGUGGAAGAGCAGGUGGCUCUGCACUUCCAAGCAGAGAAGGAUUUCGAAGUCAUCGUCGCAGGGGCGACGGACCCUGCGCCGGAGCGCGUCGAAGCUGUGGACCCGCGUGAGGAGGCGAUCGAAAGGUUCAACAACUACGUCCAGGGCCCGCUGCGGGCGGCAUGCUUGGACAGCAUCGGGGAUGAGCAGAACGUGCCACUGCACCUUUGCUACGUCUGCUUCCUGCCCAUGUCCUUCUACGCUGCAGUCAACGCCACCCCGUAUGCCUACAGGGAAUGCACCUUGACGUUCGACACCAUGGGCUACUCCAGCCCAUAUCACCUGGUGGCCACCUUCUCCCUUUGCUGGCUUUCCACACAGCUGCUCGUCUUCCCCGUGACCUUUCCGGUGCUCCUUCGCAUGCUGCAGCUGGUAGAGUCGCUGACCAGCUCAUGGGUUCUUCAGCUUGUGCUGGGCUUCCUUGGAAGCGCCCUGGCUUACGCCUACACCUUCUUCUGCGCGGGCACCAUUUGGGGCUGCACUGUGGUCAUCAUGCAAAGCUACUCGCCGACCUGGCUCGUGAUCUUCUUCUUUGUGUUCGCUCUGCUGGUGUUGCAAGCCUGGUUCUUCUUCGGGAAGCGGCCGAAGCGAAGCUGUAGCUGCAGGUGCCUCGAGCCCGUCGGCGGAGAUGACACCAAGCCCAUGCUCGGUUUGCGCUGCUAUCCGGAGGGGGACUGA
Symbiodinium natans is the source of this 1776-nucleotide messenger RNA. Lineage: Eukaryota; Dinophyceae; Suessiales; Symbiodiniaceae. The record is from the annotation of a GenBank genome assembly.